AAGUACAAAACAUAAAUAAACGAAUAAUAACAAAAACUCCGGACUAAAAUGGAUAAACUGACUACAAUUAGUGCAACGCUUUUCAUGGCGGCCGAUGUUUUUGCGAUUGUAAGUCUGGCUCUGCCGGAUUGGAUCAUCACGGAGUCGGGAACAGGUGACAUUCGACUGGGGCUCAUGUGGACCUGCAUGACGCUAUAUAAUCGGCCCCAGGUGUGCUACACCCCCGAUCUGCAACCGGAAUGGCUGAUCGCCCUGAUCUGCGUAUUCGUGGGCUGCAUCUGCGUAACCACCACCGUGAUCCUGCUGGCCUCAUCCUCCUGCAACCGGAAUGUGAUUCCCUACGCCCGCUGGGUGGGGUUCACCGCGAUGGUGCUGUUUUGCAUGGCGGCCGUCGUCUUCCCGCUGGGAUUCCACGUCGAGGAGAUCGGCGGACAGGCCUACCAGCUGCCCAACACCUUCAAGAUCGGCAUAUCCUACAUCAUGUUCGUCCUAGCCCUGUGGAUCACCGUGGUCUCCGAGCUUUUUGCUGGCAAGGUCUGCCUGCCGCACUUCUAGAGACGCGACCACGGCAUCGCUAGAUUCCUGAUUUUCUUUGCAGUUUGCUCUGUGAUUUGUUAUACCUUUUGUUUCUCCCUGAUUUUUCUCGCUCUCAGUCCGUAGAGUCGAGUCCCAACUCCAUAUCUUAGUUAGUGUAAGUCUAGUAACAGAUGUGUCUCGUAACUGAGCUGGAAACUAAAAAUAUGUGCUAUAUUUGAAUCCAUAAAGUUUUUUUUUCUCAUCAUGCUUAUAAGUAAAAAGUACCUCUCGAAUUAACUUCUGGAUGUUUUAAAUGUAAAGUUCUUUAAAGUCUUAACGGGAUGAAAAUCCUUAUAAAAUAUUUUUAUAAGAAUAUGCUUUUAGAAUUUCAGCUCAAAAUUAGAGAAUCUGUGCAUAAAUGAAUCUCUUAACUUUAGUUAGUACAAAUUUUGUUAUAAAAAUAUACACAUUAUCUUCCAACCGAA
Molecule: messenger RNA, 1001 nt
Organism: Drosophila rhopaloa
Lineage: Eukaryota; Metazoa; Arthropoda; Insecta; Diptera; Drosophilidae
Exons: 2
Coding region: 49-555 (168 amino acids)
Biological process (GO): negative regulation of smoothened signaling pathway
Cellular component (GO): Golgi apparatus; ciliary membrane
Source: RefSeq, a predicted model, not a curated record